This is a messenger RNA of Fusarium poae, 597 nucleotides long. RefSeq lists its product as uncharacterized. Bases 1 to 597 code for a protein of 198 amino acids. NCBI's taxonomy places the organism in Eukaryota, Fungi, Ascomycota, Sordariomycetes, Hypocreales, Nectriaceae. The transcript is spliced from 2 exons. The record is from RefSeq and is a predicted model, not a curated record.
AUGGAAUUUGUUGUCUACUUUGUCAAGACGACCGAUACCGAAGAUCAUCUCAAAAAGGUUCAUAAUCAGCCAUUGCGCCAACCGGGGCGUAGACGAAGGGGAGAGACCGGAGGGAUCAAAGGUUUGACCCAAGCCGGUCUGGUCCGGACUCCAGUCGCUUGUCAAACCCUUUUUCACGGCCCACGAUGCAGGUACUUCAUCGUUAGGGCCCGCAAAGUUCACGAGGAAAUAGAGGAAAGCCCAACUGGAUCUGAUGCAGGAAGUGACGCAACUAACAUCGGCCCUGCGUUCACUCAACCUAGACUCGAGGAUAUCAUAAACCUUCAGCUUGCUCAGCAGGAAAACGAAAACUCAGCAAUAUCAAACCAGACUGGCUUUAACAUAAACCUUCUAUCUUCUGACCCGCGACAUCGAUCCCAGUGGCUUCGAGUCACGGAAUGGCCCCGCUUCCUAGAAUCCCACGAACAAGAACUGAUGCAGGUUGCCGCUCUGGUUUCACUUCCGAACCUAGCCAUGUCGUAUGAGCUAGACUCCCCAAGCAGUCCUGAAAAUUUACUGUCUAUUCUUUAUCUAGCUACAUGUCCUAAGAUGUGCUGA